GGCAGCCGGUGAGGAGCAGGAUGGCGGCGGCUGGGCCAAUGCCGGGCGGGAUAAGGGCUCCGGGUUGCGUCAGGGCGACCGACGGCGCCGCUGGGCUGUGGCGAGUGACAGAGGGUGGCGGGGCCUGGCUACCCUAGAUGUGGCCUCAUGGAUGAGCUGGUGCAUGACUUAGCCUCAGCCUUGGAGCAGACAUCUGAGCAGAGUAAGCUUGGUGAGCUGUGGGAGGAGAUGGCCCUGAGCCCCAGACAGCAGAGGCGGCAGCUUCGGAAGCGCCGAGGCCGGAAGCGCCGUUCCGACUUUACUCACCUGGCUGAGCACGCCUGCUGCUUCAGCGAGGCCUCUGAGUCAAGUCUGGAUGAGGCCACCAAGGACUGUCGAGAAGUGGCUCCGCUCACCAACUUCAGUGACUCUGAUGACACAGUGGUGGCCAAACGGCACCCAGCUCUCAGUGCCAUCGUUAGGGGUAAGCAGCACUCUUGGCAUGAAUCUGACUCCUUUACGGAAAAUGCGCCUUGUCGACCCCUCAGGCGCCGGCGGAAGGUGAAGAGAGUGGCAUCCGAGGUGGCUGCCAGCCUUCAGCAGAAGCUGAAAGUGUCAGAUUGGAGCUAUGAGAGAGGCUGCAGGUUCAAGUCUGCCAAGAAGCAGCGUUUAUCCCGAUGGAAGGAGAAUACUCCCUGGACCUCAUCUGGCCAUGGGCUGUGUGAAUCAGCAGAAAGUCGGACUUUCCUAAGCAAAACAGGAAGGAAAGAAAGGAUGGAGUGCGAAGCAGAGGGACAGAAACACGGCUCCGACGAGAACAUGUCCGAAAGUGAAACUAGCAGUGUGUGCAGCAGCAGCGACACGGGGCUCUUCACCAAUGAUGAAGGGCGUCAAGGGGAUGAUGAGCAGAGUGAUUGGUUUUAUGAAGGAGAAUGUGUCCCCGGAUUCACUGUCCAUAACCUUCUGCCCAAGUGGGCUCCUGAUCACUGCACUGAAGUAGAAAGGAUGGACUCCGGACUGGAUAAACUCUCAGAUUCCACAUUCCUUUUACCUUCCCGGCCAGCUCAAAGAGGAUACCAUGGUCGCCUGAAUCGGUUGCCAGGAGCUGCAGCUCGGUGCCUCAGGAAGGGGCGGAGAAGGCUGGCUGGGAAGGAGACCGGCAUAAGCAGCCUGGGAACCGAGAGGAUCGGCCACCCCGUCAGUGACCCCCGGCAGACGGAUUUCUGGUUGCCAUCAGCUGGGAAAAGAGAACGCCAUCAGUUUAAUCCACUCUCUCCUCUUUACUCCCUGGAUGUUCUUGCUGAUGCCUCUCAUCGAAGGUGCUCACCCGCACACUGCUCUGCCAGGCAGGCAAGUGUACACUGGGGACCCCCAUGCUCACGUGACAUUAAAAGGAAACGGAAACCUGUGGCCUCAGCAUCUUUUUCUAGCCCUAGUACAGGGCACCCAGAUGUCCUAGAGCCAGCCAUCCCAGCACAGAAGCCUCCUGACUCAGAGUGGUUGGACGGGACCUCUGCAGCAGAGAAAACCACUGCCUUUCCUCCAGCCACAUUUUUCAAAAUGCCACAGGAAAAGAGCUCUGGAUGCAGCUAGAGCCCAGUUACCAAUGGGCGUUGAACCUCUGUAUUGUACAGUCUUAGUGUUCUGAUCAGCAGUCUUGGUCCUGAUGCCACCAGGACCAACUCCUCUUCACACACAGCAGUCACUCUUCUUUUAGAAAAUGAUAUUUGGGGAAUCUUCUUUUGUAAAAUAUCAGUUUUCUUUAAGUGGGCGGGGCAUCCUCUGCUGUAUUUCCUCCUUUUUUUUUUUUUUUUCUUUCUUUUUCGGAGCUGGGGACGGAACCCAGGGCCUUGCGCUCGCUAGGCAAGCGCUCUACCGCUGAGCUAAAUCCCCAACCCCUCCUCCUUUGUUGAUAGCCCACCAUUUGUGUCCAGCUGCUCCCUUACAGCUGCUGCCCCUUGGCAGCUGAGUCUUUGUUCCUGAAAAUCUAGUAACCGCUUUGCAUACCUUCUGUGUAGAGCUUUUAAUAUCACUGAUGAAGUCCUAAAUUCUCAGCCAACUCGAAACACAUCCCUGGAUGGAAGUGUGUUUGUGCAGUAAGGCUUGCCGUAGAGCCUUGGUUCACUCAGUGCCAGUAAGACACAUCAACCACAUUCUCCGUUUGGGGCCCCAGAGGAGACACCAGCAGUAUGGUUUGGGAACUUAUUCCCUUGCCUGCACAUGGUCUGAGGGGAUUGCCAGCAACCCCAUUGUACCUGACUCAUCUUCAUGCUCAGUGUUUACUGACAGCGGUCACAGAGGUCAGUGUACUACAGUGCAGGUGGGGGUUGAGGUGCCCAGCAAAAUAGUGGAUAAUGUUCUGACCCUGGUCUCAGGCUUUAUAUCCUAAGUGGGAUUCCACUGUUAGUGUUUUAUAGGUCAGUGACCAGUGAUAAGCAGAAACUCAUGCUCUGUUAUCUGGAUAAUGGUUGGUUGGGGCCAUGGUUUAGGAAGGAAAGAUGUCUUUGUGACAUGCCUUUCUAUGUGGCGUGUUUAUGACUGCUCGGCUGCAGGUACAGUUGUAUAUAUAGUAGUGUCCAAAGUUGAUGCUACUUUGUCAAGGUGAGGCAUAAGUGAGUACCUGGAGCUGCUAGGGAAGAGCCACAUUUCCCAAAAGUGUCAUCCAGAGUGCCUGUCAUUCAGGCCUGCUCAAGAGUGCUCUCUUUCUGUAUCAGCUGAGUGUGUUGACUCUGGAACGUACGCUAGCGCUUGCUAAAUGCUCGCUGCCUUGGUCGUGUGGGAGAGAAGAAACCUCUCCUUACGUCAGCUGCCAGGUGGUCUGGUGCCUCCUUUUCCUAAAGGGUAAUUCUCCCUCCACACGGAGUGCAGUCAGCAUGUCCCCCUUGAGAGUAUGUCCAUGUGAGAGGAUGCUCUGACUCGUUAGCACUGAGGUGGGCAGGUGGCCAGAAUGUGAGUCUGUUUGCAAAGGGGGACCCGAAGCUUGGUGUUUACAGAUCGUGUGGAUGGCUGAGAGUGUAUCAGCUGACCAUAACAAAAAUGGUGGAGGGGGGCACAGAGAGAGAUCGCAGCAUGAGAAGGGUGACACCAAAACCUAUCGCCCCAAAUCACCCUGGUUCUUACAAGGAGACUGACUGUCAUAUGGGUGUCUUAGCUACAUCCAUAGAAGAUAGGGACUGCCACUGUUACAUAGUUCAGAAUGAAGGGGAUACGUGGUGUUCCUGCAGUGGCCUAUGGGACACAUUUUUACUGUCCUGGGUUGGGGUGAGGGAGAAAUCUACUGACGAUGCCUUUUAAAUAUUUCCAGACUUUGAUGCAGACAUUGGUCCUGAUGAUGGCUGUGGAGACCUCCACAGUUAGGUGCAGAGGUGUUCCCAUAUUCUCCUUUGUCGGACAUUGUGCUACACCGCCUGCCUGGUCAUCUUCUUUUGACCUGGGAUUUAAAGUAGCUUAAAUAUACAUAUUUAUUUAUAUUUUAAAUACCUCUCUGAAGCCAUGCCAAUUUUCAGAGGUGAAGGCAGAGUUGCGUGCUCUACUCGAUCACAGGAGUGAGCCCAGACUGAAGCAGUAGCGGUUCGUGUGCUCUGCCCUGGUUAUAUAAUCUGUAGUUUCUUGUCGGUAUCCUGAGUCAGCCUGAGGCCCACAUCUGGGCAGUGCUCUCAUGACUGUUUAUCAUCUUUGUUGGUCAUGCAUUUCUACACAUUUCUGAAUACUUUUGACAGGGAUCACCCAAGAUUACAGCAUCUACCUAUAAUGCGUGGGAAUAAAGUUAUUUACCGAGAAAAUAGAAUAUUAAGCACAUAAAUUCUUUCGAAAACAGGGAUGUAAUUUAUGCUCAUUUUAAAGUGUAAAUGCAUGCUUAGGGAAGCCAUUUAUCCUGCUUAUCUUCUGUGUUAACCAGCUUUGGGGCAAACUUUAGUACCAGUUGUAUUUUAAACCUUACAUUUAAAAAAAUUUCUUAUGGCACAGUGGAUAAUGUCGUAAAUUAAGACCUGCUUUCCAGGAGAGAUGCAGUUUUGCAAUCACGUUUUGUUGUCAGUAUUGAAGACCACCUGGCAGACCUUAAAGACGCCAUUGGUUGUGCUCAUGCAUUUCGUAUUGGAGUUAAUGAAGCCAAGGGCAUGGUUCUGAUUUCCUGUUCUCAUAUCCUUGGGGACUCUGUGGAUGUUUCUCUGAAUGUCACUGUUUCCUUUUCUAUAGUGGACAAAAGUCACAUUACCUACUUGCAUGAAGUUCAUUCACAAGACGUUUGCGUCACCAAGAAGUUUAAAGGGAUCUGAGACUUUUCAGAUGCAGCAAUUAAAGAAAGAGCUUCAUUUGUGUCAAUCCCCUGUAGCUCUUUGGUCAGAGCUGCUGAGAAGGAACUCAGUGCUGUUUACAUGGUGCUACAUUCUGAGGGGCAGAAUGCAGUGUUCUGAGUGACAUGUGGUUGGGCCUUGAGAUUUUUAGAAGUCAAUUGCUAUGAAAGAUUUCAGAUGACACUGACUCUUAAACAAGGCAGUUCUCACAGCAAAUGACCCAAAGUAAAUAAAGCGUCUUAACUUGUGGUGCUUA
Molecule: messenger RNA, 4530 nt
Organism: Rattus norvegicus (Norway rat)
Lineage: Eukaryota; Metazoa; Chordata; Mammalia; Rodentia; Muridae
Source: RefSeq, a predicted model, not a curated record